Molecule: messenger RNA, 348 nt
Organism: Strongylus vulgaris
Lineage: Eukaryota; Metazoa; Nematoda; Chromadorea; Rhabditida; Strongylidae
Source: the annotation of a GenBank genome assembly
AUGGACUAUGCUAUAGUACGUUUCGCAAAAAGUGGUCUGAGUAUGGGAGCGAAAGCAGCCAUAAUUUCCGGCUCUAUUGUGAUUGCAUCUACACACCUUGCUGCCUAUCGUCAACGGUUCUCAUCGUGGUACUUACCAGCUUUCUCAGGUGCGCUCGCCGUCGCACUUCAUGAAGCAUUAGUGGGUGGUGUCUUUACGUUUCCGCUUGGUGUCAUUGGUUCUCUGAAGGCAGUUGGAUUGGGAGUCACCUCAGGUGAUUUCAAGAUAAUCAACAUGUUAGAGAUCCAUAAAAUGUUUAUUUUGGAAGUGAUUUCUGAAGAAGUAGUUUGGGUGUUCUUGCGCACAUGA